UGUUGCUGCUAUUGUUACUGUUGUUGUAUGUAUAUGCUAGUCCUUGGCGUGUUAAUAACAUUUAAUAGUAGCCUAUUUUAUGGCAAACCAUAUCAAACAUCUCUGGUCCUGCCUUAUUAAACAUUUGGAAAGUCUAACUCACGUUCAUCGAUAUGAGGCUGAUAGACAAGUCAAAUGGGCUUUCAGUGAAAACACCCUUUCAAUUUAGCAAUAGAGUGCAGUGCAGUACAGGUGGGUCAUACUUUGAGCAGGUUUCUUACCACAUUAAUUUUAUAGACCAGGUAAGGCUACUGUCUUCACGUUACAUCUCAUCUCUAUGCCGAGGUUAAACAUAUACAGAUGAUUUCAUACUACUAACACAAUUUAGUUUAAAAAGAUUAAGAUGUCGCCCAAUUCUAUAUUGAGGAAGGAUGCAAACUAUUUUGUCCCUCCAAGCGUGCCGUAGUGAAUGUCAACAAAGUGCUGUCAAGAAGGCAGCAGAACUAAGCAGAGAGCGAUUGUAAGAAACCGUGCAAAACGGUUUAACUGGCAGAAAAAAUGGACACACUAUUAUCAGACCUACCUCUAGAUUGCUUAAUUUCAGUUUUUUCAUACUUACACGAUGAAGAUUUAAUAAUGGCAUCACAUGUUUGUAAGGCAUUGCAUGAGGCAGCAGAGACUCCAUGGCUGUGGCGAAAAAUCUGUCUGCAGCGAUGGGGUUUCUGCAAUAUUGCCAACUUUUUGUCCGAGAUCGGCAAGCAGAGUUGGAAAAGCUACUACAUGCGCCGCGCCCUGUUGGAGUUAAGAAUGAAGGCCGGAAGGUCGGGUGGUGACUACACCUGCCAAAGUCUCAGAGGCCACGAUGGGAAAAUCAUUGGUGUUGUUUAUUUGGCUGGGAUCAAUGCCGCCAGUGAGUUUUGGGAUCAGUCCUCCAUAAUCUGCAGCGCCUCCACUGAUGGGACGGUACGGGCCUGGGAUGUUCAAAAGGUCACCCAGCUGUGGUCCAGUCCUGUGCAGAACCCGCUGUGUGACAUAGUGGCGGACCUGCAGAACAACGCUGUCAUCACAGUGGACAGCACCGGCACAGUGAAAGCCUGGGAAGGUUCUACAGGCCAGGAAGUGGCCUCUUUUUCCACGGGAUCGCCUAAUAAUACCCUGUAUGCAUGCAGCAUCAACGACAAGCCCGUCAUCGCUGUGGGAUCGAGUAACGGGUCACUGCAUACGUUGAAGAGCCCAUCACUGUCAAAGCUCUCAAGUCAUGUGGUGUUUGACUCAUUCAGAGUGAACGUGAUUCUGUCAUCCCCUGACAAGAAAUGGAUUCUAACUGCCACAAAGGACAGCUCAGAUUUCUGUCCAAAGGUAUUCUUCAGUCCGAGUUUGUACAGUUGCCCUGAGGGAGAGGCUCCUGACAGUGUGAGUCUGCCAGAGUUGUUCUCUGAGAGCUGUGCUGCAGUCUUCGUUCCUUCACACCCGUCCAGGGUGGCACUGAUCCACAGCAGUCACGUCUCACAGGGGAAACGCCUCUCUAUCUUCGACAUCAGCAUGAAGAAGACAAGAUAUGAGGAGGAACCCUUGGCUCAACUGGUCGAGUCCUUUGAGCUGGAGCAAUGGAGUGCACGCACAAGCAUACUCCUGCAGGCCAGAGACAGCAACACACUGGUGUUGGCCGCAGGCAACCAGCUAAGCGUCUACUCUCUGAAAGGAGUACUCAUGCACAGGAUGGUUGACCACACUCAGCCUAUCACAUCCCUUUGUAUGGACAUUUUCCGUGUGGUGACUGCCUCUCGUGAUCUGUCUCUGAGAGUACUCACGUGGAAUUAUGACAGUCAGAAGGGUCUCUCUCUUGAAAGCCAGUACACUCUGCUAGGGGGCUCACAUACAAUGUCAAGAGGAUUCACCUUUGUGGCCUUUGACUACAUCAGUAUCGUGGGCUCUGUGGAGGCAGUGAAUGGGAAAGACGUCCUGAAGGCCUACACCUUUAACACCUGAUGAAGGCCUACACCUUUAACCCCUGAUGAAGGCCUACACCUUUAACACUGCAUGAAGGCCUACACCUUUAACACCUGAUGAAGGCCUACACCUUUAACACCUGAUGAAGAGACACCUUUGACACCCGAUGAAGGGACCUCUCCUCUGAGACCAAGGAAGUGCACAAGUGCUCUUAGAAAUGGUUGUCUACUUAAAGGUGCAGUAGGUAGUUUUUUAUGUCCAAAAAAUGUAAAUGCUUCUGGGCUAAAAUGAUGAUGUAACUCUGAAGGCAUGAUAAAUACAUAGUGCUCACCAGUGUUACUGAGCACUUUACACACUUUUUUAUGUGUAUGUUUACAUAUACGUGCCCUCUCAAUUGUAAACAAAUGCAUAAAAGCACCUCAAAGUAUCAACAAUUACAGAAGACACUAGAACAGUGUCGACUAUUAUCCUCCAGAUAUAUGUCAUUACUGUAGGUCUAGAAGCAUUUUACAAAAAACACUUACUGCACCUUUAACCACAUUAGUGUUGAUCAAAGUAUAGUCAUUCCAGCACUUUCACCAACUCUUUAGCAAGUAAAGUUUACAUUUUAAGAUGCCAAAUUAUGUUGUUUUGGUUUACAACUUUAUUUGUUCACACUUAGAUUUGUACAUUUUUAACAUUCAUGUUGCAUAUAAAUGUUGCAUUCUUCUAGAGCCUCUAAGUUUCCCUGAGACUGUAAUAUGCCUUGCAGAACAAAACAAAAUAUGUACAAAAAAGUAACCGGCAAUACAAUAAAUCAAUACAAAAUUA
Molecule: messenger RNA, 2739 nt
Organism: Clupea harengus (Atlantic herring)
Lineage: Eukaryota; Metazoa; Chordata; Actinopteri; Clupeiformes; Clupeidae
Gene: fbxw12
Product: F-box and WD repeat domain containing 12
Cellular component (GO): cytoplasm
Molecular function (GO): protein binding
Source: RefSeq, a predicted model, not a curated record